AUGCUUGGUUCGAUUUUUCGUUUAAAAAACGUGAAGCGCCGCAGUGAUGGCAAAGUAUGGAUCGUCCGAAUGACUUUAUGUAGUGAUGAUGAACAUGAUUUAAAACAAGCCUUCAUAGAUAUGAAGGAUCGGUUUUUGAGUAGCGAAAUAAAUCUUCAAACAUUAGGAAAACUAUUAUGGGAGAUGGGUGAACUUAAUUUAGCUGAAAAAUACUUCAUGCGUUUGUUAGAACAACUGUCACCCGACGAUCCUUUACUCGGCGAUUUGUAUCAUGAUCUUGAAAGACUUGCAUCAAAUGCGGGUAAUUUGAAUAAGAGUAUGGAAUGGCGUCAAAAAGCUAUUGCAUUGAAAAACCAAAAGCAACCAACUUCCAAAUCUACUAUUCCUAAACAAAGUAGCUCUGCCGUUAAUAUUCCUGCUAAUGCUAAAUGGGCACAGAACGGAGUGACUAUUGCUGGAGGUCAAGGGCAAGGGAAUGACACUGAUCAACUCUACUGCCCUCAUGGUCUCUUCGUUGAUGAUGAUCAAACAGUGGUUGUUGUUGACUGCUGGAAUCAUCGUAUCAUGCAAUGGAAGAACGGUGAUACAACGAAUGGACAAGUUGUUGCUGGUGGUAACGGCCAAGGAAAUGGAUUACAUCAAUUGUAUGCUCCAACUGAUGUAUUAAUUGACAAACAGACAAAUAGUCUCAUUAUUUGUGAUCAAAGGAAUCGACGAGUUGUACGAUGGUCUCGUCGCAGUGGUACAACAAAAGGUGAAAUACUCAUCGACAACAUCAAAUGUUAUGGAUUAGAAAUGGAUGAGCAGAGAUAUCUCUACGUCUCUGACGAAGAAAAACAUGAAGUAAGACGAUAUCAAUUGGGUGAUAAGAAUGGCACUCUCGUAGCAGGUGGUAAUGGACAAGGUGGUGGUCUCAAUCAACUUAACGAGCCGGUAUAUCUCUUUGUCGAUCGACAACAAAAUGUCUACGUAUCAGACAAAAAUAAUCAUCGUGUAAUGAAAUGGAAUAAAGGUGCAAAAGAAGGUAUUGUGGUCGCUGGAGGACAAGGCAGCGGGAGUGCUCUGACACAAUUGUCUUAUCCUAAUGGACUCUUCGUUGAUACGUUGGGUACACUCUAUGUAGCAGACUUCGGGAAUCAUCGUGUAAUGCGUUGGACUGAAGGAGACAAGAAACAAGGCACUGUACUUGUGGGUGGAAAUGGGGUAGGAAUAGGAGCAAAUCAGUUCUGCCACACCAUUGGUUUGUCUCUCGAUCGACAUGGUAAUCUCUAUGUCGCCGAUUGGGAUUGUGCUCGUAUUCAACGAUUUUCUAUCGAAUCAGGCUUGUGA
Molecule: messenger RNA, 1329 nt
Organism: Rotaria socialis
Lineage: Eukaryota; Metazoa; Rotifera; Eurotatoria; Philodinida; Philodinidae
Source: the annotation of a GenBank genome assembly